GGCUUCUGGGUGACAUCCUGAUUUUAGUUUCUUUUAUUUGCGCUCUUCUUCCUUCUGGAUCAAAAGAAAAGGUGAAAUAAGACAUCAGCGCGGAAAAAUAACGGAACUGAUCCACCUUUUUUAAAAUUAGACAGAAGUGGGCUCAUCCUCUCUGAGCUCUCCUCAUCCUCACCCUUCCUCACCCUCUGCCUCUCAGAUAAUCCUCAUCGUCCUGCCACUGAAAUGUCAACUCCAGAUGCAGCAGGUACUCCGGGAGCCCCUGGGGGCCCAGAAGGAGAGGGAGGCCCUCCAGCUCCUGCCCCCAACCUAACGAGCAACAGGCGACUUCAGCAGACUCAGGCGCAGGUGGAUGAGGUGGUGGAUAUAAUGCGUGUGAAUGUGGACAAAGUCUUAGAGAGGGACCAGAAGCUGUCAGAACUAGACGAUCGGGCCGACGCCCUGCAGGCUGGAGCCUCUCAGUUUGAGAGCAGCGCCGCCAAACUCAAGAACAAGUACUGGUGGAAAAACUGCAAGAUGAUGAUCAUGAUGGCAGUAAUAGGGGUUAUAUGUGUUGGAGUCGUCUUCUUAUAUUUCUUCUACUGAGCUGCUCUUCAGGACUGGAACUACAAGUCCCAGGACAAGUCUGCACCCACAAAUGCCACCGCACCGAGUCGAGACUUUCCUCUGUGCUCCUUGUUCUCCUCUUCCUCAGAAACCUCCAUGCAUGGCCUUUAAUGUGCGCCUCCUUUUCUCUCUGCAAUGAACAGCUUUUUAGAAAAACUAGUUCAUUUGGUUUUGAUGGGCCUCCCUAAAAUGAACCAUUUGGGUGAGUUGGACAAAAUCAGAUCAGUUUGAAUGUUUUAUUGAGUACAGAUAAUUAAAGAAAACCUCAGAUUUACUGGAAAUCCACUUGUUAAACAUGACCACAACUUCCUUAUUCAACAGGAGACGGCAUCUGUCUGAAUACUGCAAAUCAGUAAGGACUCUUAAGCCAAAAGUGCUUCUGCAGUCGCCAUGAUAAGUGCUGUCUGAAUAGUGCAGUAGGGAAGCUUCCUAUCAUAGUUUUGGUCACAUUAUAACAUCUAGAAGGCUAAAGGAUGUCUAGAUUCAGCACAGCAGCUGAGCUCCUUUCCUAACUUCUAUAAUGUUCGAACUAUUGACCCCAUGAAAGGCGAAUGCGGAGGAGCAUUUGCAGCUUUUGGAUUAAGUCACAGUCACACAAUAUAACUUAUCAAUUACAUCCUAACAAUAAUACAUAAAUGAAGCUGUGAAAACACUGUAGGUCAAUCUUUAUUUUCUUAUGGAGUUGUGAAGCUGGUUUUAGUGGUUAUGUUUAACCAAAUCGUAGCCGACCCCUGAGAAACUGCUGACGUUCCGCUUAUUGGUGAUAAUUCUUCCAUUUUCUAAAAGCAUGAAUUUGACAGAAUAAACAAGGAACCUUUGCGAAUUAAAAUUAAGUUUAAAAAAGGUGUGAUGUGUUUCGCGUUGAGUCAAAAAGGAUCUUAAAUGAGAGAAUUUGUGACCCCUUACCCCUGUAGGGCAAGGCAAGUUUAAUUAUAUAUCACAUAUCAGGGGCAAGACGAUUCAAAGGGCUGUACAUGGAAAAAGAAAAAAAGAAAAGAGCAAUGCAGUGGCAUAGAGGCAGCACAAAUAAAAAGAUUGAUGAAAAUAUUUAAAAACGGAUCAAAUGAUAAAGAAAAGGAAAUAAAAGUUAGAUUGGAAACUUAACUAAUAAUGUGUAGAUUGUUCAGUCAAAGGCCAAUCUAAAAGUAUAUGUUUGUAAUCUGGAUUUUGAGCCACUGAUGGGUUCAGUGCUUUUACAGUUUUUUGGAGGAAUUUACUUCAGAUUUGUGAAGCAUCAGAACUAAACGUAGCUUCUCGAUUCUGGUUCUGGGUAAAAUAGAUAAGAAGACCUGAGAGGUCUGGGUGGUUGAUCCACUGACAGCAGGUCUGUAAUGCAUUUUGGAGCUAAGCCAUUGAUUUAUAGACUAACAGAAAUAUUUUAAAGUCUUAUCUCCGAGACUGUAGAGCCUAUGUGGUCAGUUGGAGGUUGGAGUUGUACUUUCAUUUUGUCUUUUGGUGGAACACUAACAGUGAAACUCAUUGAUUGCUAACAUUUAUUGCUUUAAAACGUCCGUUCCAGAGUUGUCUUUCGCUCCUGACUCCGCCCUCUCCUCAGGUGUUACUGUCAGUGUUUCUCUGCUGCUGCUGAUUUAAACCCAACCUGACUUCUGUUCCAACCUCUUUCUGUCUGUUUUGAUCCAUCCUGUGUUUAAUUGAUGUUUUGUCUGCCGGCUUGUGGUUUCUGUGCUUUGAAUGUGCAACAUGUUUAUUUGUUCCCAGAACUUGUUUUUUUGAGGGAUUGAAUUUAUGCAUUAAAAUGAAUGAAUUCAUUGCAUUAUGGUUGACAGGAAAAUCAAAUAAACUCAUAUUUGCAUUU
This is a messenger RNA of Cyprinodon tularosa, 2419 nucleotides long. RefSeq names its product vesicle-associated membrane protein 1 (gene vamp1). Gene Ontology annotation, molecular function: SNAP receptor activity; syntaxin binding. Gene Ontology annotation, cellular component: plasma membrane; SNARE complex. Bases 223 to 582 code for a protein of 119 amino acids. The record is from RefSeq and is a predicted model, not a curated record. NCBI's taxonomy places the organism in Eukaryota, Metazoa, Chordata, Actinopteri, Cyprinodontiformes, Cyprinodontidae. Gene Ontology annotation, biological process: SNARE complex assembly; vesicle-mediated transport; vesicle fusion. The transcript has 5 exons.